Molecule: messenger RNA, 1461 nt
Organism: Rubroshorea leprosula
Lineage: Eukaryota; Viridiplantae; Streptophyta; Magnoliopsida; Malvales; Dipterocarpaceae
Source: the annotation of a GenBank genome assembly
UGGACCAAACGCAGCUUCCAGUUCUUUCCUUCUUCUUCCUCUUCCUUUUCCGCUUCUUCUUCUUAUCUUCCUUUCCAUUUUACUUUUCUCUUUACUCUUAAAUCCCCAAACUACGAAUCUUCUAGAAUUUAAACUCUCAAACUCCCAACCUACAAUCCUCUUCCAUUUCUGCUCUUUCAUGGCUCCGCCGCCGGGGGAGCAGAACGGUGAGGUGGCGGCGUUGGAGUCACAGAGAUCUUUACCCACGCCGUUCUUGACCAAGACGUUUCAACUCGUCGACGAUCCAGCGAUAGAUGAUGUAAUUUCAUGGAACGAUGACGGCUCUACCUUCAUCGUGUGGAAUCCGACGGUGUUUGCUCGGGAUUUACUCCCUAAAUAUUUCAAGCACAAUAAUUUCUCCAGCUUCGUUCGUCAACUCAAUACUUAUGGAUUUAGGAAAGUGGUGCCGGAUCGUUGGGAAUUUUCGAAUGAGUGUUUUCGCCGAGGCGAAAAGCGGUUACUUUGCGAAAUUCAGCGGCGGAAAGUUUGCGCGCUAGCGGCGACGGCGGCGACAACGGUGGCUCAGCCGGUGACUGUAGCGGCUAUACCGAUAGCGAAACCGAUUAUAUCUCCGUCAAAUUCGGGAGAAGAGCAGGUCGUUUCUUCGAAUUCACCGCGGUCGGGACACGGACAAGCGGGAGCCGCACCGGCGGAGCUUAUUGAAGAAAACGAGAAACUGAGGAAAGAAAACGUGCAAUUGAACAAAGAAUUAGCGGAAAUGAAGAGUUUGUGCAACAAUAUAUUUACUCUGAUGUCGAAUUACGCUAGUUCUCAGUCGGAGGUCGGUUUGUCGGUGGCGAAACCGUUGGAUCUGUUACGGGUCAAGGGGUUAUCGGAUGAGGGAGGGACCGGCGCGGAGGACAUGAACACAAGGCUUUUUGGUGUCUCCAUCGGAACGAAGCGUUUAAGGGAAGGUGACGAUGAGCCGCAGCUCCAUUUGCAGCAACCCGGUGGUGGGGCGGAGAUCAAAUCAGAGCCGUUGGAGUGCCAGAACAUCGGCGGUGAUAAUGAAGAACCACCGGCACCGUGGCUCCGGCAAUUGCACCGGGCAAAUCAGAGGGUGUGCAAUUGAUUCGUCUAAGAGGUAGUUAAUUUCCGGCAACCAGAAGAACACCGGACCGGACCGGAGCCGCAGAAUAGACUAGACAGCCCUAGUCACGUGCGUGCGUUGUCAAUGAGCCAACCAACUCAAGAAGCUUCUUGGGAGCCUUUUUUCUUUUUCUUUUUCUUUUUUUUUUUUUCCUUUUUUUAAUUUUUCUUUUCUUCUAUCCUCUUAGCUUUCUCUAGAAAAAGGGCUCUUUAUUUAAAUGAUUAAAAAUUUAACCUUUUCCUCGUGCCUGGAAUUAGCUUGACGUUGUGCUUAGUUGUUGGUUGCAUUCUAAAUUAGUAUGUAAAAAUAGGAAAUUAAGUAAAUUUACAAUU